AUGGACCCCCCAACGGCCCCCCUCGACAGCACCAGCACCCCCAACCCCGCGCUCUCCACCCGCACGCACACGCAAUCCCCCUUCCAAAUCACCACGCGCAAGCUCCCCAUCCUCAAAGCCGGUCCGAUCGACGCGCUCGCGGCACGCCUGUCCAUCCCCAUCCCCGAGAUGAUCUUCGGCGACAACCUGGUCGCGAUCCGGCACCUCCCCACGGGGUGGACGAUCCAGUUCGAGGCCGAGGCGGCGCUGGACACGGUGGACAAGACGGGGGAGGGCGGGAUGCUGCGCGUGGCCUACGCGCGCGAGUGGAGCCGCUCGCGCGAGAAGACCAGCGCGGGCAUCUCCGAGGUGGUGCGGCCGUUUGAUUGGAGUUAUAGCGCGGCGUAUAAGGGGGGGGAGAGUAAGGUGGGUGGGCGAGGGUUGGAGGUAGGGGGCGGGGAGGAGAUUCCGGUGGAGUUGUUGAAGAGGAGGGAUCCGAUUUUGUUUGCAGAUGAGGUGGUGUUGUAUGAGAGUGAGUUGGAUGAUAAUGGGAUAAGCGUCAUGACGGUCAAGGUGCGGGUCAUGGCGCAGAGGAUGCUGUUGCUGUGUCGGUUGUAUAUGAGGCUUGAUGGGGUGGUGGUGAGGGUCAGGGAUACGAGGGUGUAUGUGGACUUUGAGAAGGAGCUGGUGAUCCGGGAGUACACCGCACGGGAGGAUGGGUUUGAGAACGUGAAGCGGAAUCUUCACAUGAGCGGGAUGAUGCCAGACGCUGUCACCAUCGCCUUGAGAGACUCCAACCAGGUAGCUAACCUACUGCCGGUUGUUGAGCACUCGCUAGACAGUGUCUGCUUGGCGGAAAAGUCAUAG
Messenger RNA from Chaetomium globosum CBS 148.51, 846 nucleotides. RefSeq lists its product as uncharacterized. The transcript has 2 exons. Gene Ontology annotation, biological process: TOR signaling. The coding region runs from base 1 to 846 and encodes 281 amino acids. NCBI's taxonomy places the organism in Eukaryota, Fungi, Ascomycota, Sordariomycetes, Sordariales, Chaetomiaceae. The record is from RefSeq and is a predicted model, not a curated record. Gene Ontology annotation, cellular component: cytosol.